This is a messenger RNA of Mesorhabditis belari, 1641 nucleotides long. Lineage: Eukaryota; Metazoa; Nematoda; Chromadorea; Rhabditida; Rhabditidae. The record is from the annotation of a GenBank genome assembly.
AUGAGUAUUUCAUCAUUCCAGCCCACUUGGUUUUGCAAAACGCUCUUCAUUAUUUUGAUAACCCUCUUGAUUAUUUUGAUAGCCCUUAGGUUUUUACCGAGAACGUUGGGCAUGGCGGGCACGAAAAUAGGGAGAAGAUGCUGUCCAAUGCUACUGCUUCUUCGACUUCUCUCUCAGGUUAUUGCUUCGGCGGCCUCCUCUGUGAUUCCCGUUUUCAACUAUCACCCGACAUCAAUUAACGACUUGGCAGAAGGAAUGAAUCAAACAGUUGGGCUACGGAUUGACGUAAAUGAAGAAUUUUUUCAACAACAACAAAAGCUCGACGGUCCUUACAAUUUGCAAAUAAGUACGUUUCACGAAGAGAUUGCUUCCAUUGGCGAUGAGAGUAGACAAUUUUUGAAGAAGGACUUUGCCUUUAAUAACAUGACUCGAUACUACUCAUUGGAGACCACAUUCACCAUUCAUGGACAUUUUCUUGGCAAAACCGGCGUAAAAGCUCGACUUGUGCUUGCAAAUUGGGAUGAGGGACCAUCAACAAGGAUUGCAGAUGACACUUUCAACACGAUGGAAAUUGCUGUUAGACGCAGUGACGACAGCGUAUUCUUGACGAAAAUCUUUGUUGGAAGCCUUGUGGUUGUGAUUUCUAUUGCAAACAUUUUGAUGGGUUGUGAGUUGGACCUAAGCGUCGUGACGGAGGUUCUGAAACGUCCAAUUGGUCCAGCUAUUGGAUUCUUUACGCAAUUUAUUGUGAUGCCGCUGUUAGCGUAUGCUAUAUCACACACGGUGUUCACUCCAUCUGGACUUCAUUCGUUCGCUCUCGGACUGUUUGUUACAGGAUGUUCACCUGGUGGCGGAGCUAGCAAUUUUUGGACUCUUCUUCUUGAUGGAAAUAUGAACUUAUCGGUUACAAUGACAUUCAUUAGCACCUUGGCGAGUCUAGUAAUGAUGCCACUUUGGCUUUCGCUACUCGGACACGAAUUUUUGCGAGGAUUUGGGUCAACUGCACGAAUAAAAGUACCGUACAGCAAAAUUUUAUCUUCACUAUUCUCACUGGUUGUGCCCCUUUUAAUUGGGAUUGCUAUUGCCAAAUGGAAACCGAAUUGGGCAGCAAAAGGACGCAAGGUAUUGCGCCCUUUUAUAAUUUUCGUUUUAAUUUUUGUGAUUGUCUUUGGAUGUCUGACAAACACUUACAUGUGGCAACUUAUGACAGGAAAAGCCUUAUUGGGUGGUUUACUUCUUCCUUGGUGCGGUUUCAUGUGUGGGUGCUUUAUUGCAAUUGGACUUGGAAGAACCCCCUAUGAUGUGACAGCAAUAGCAAUUGAAACAGGAAUACAAAAUACAGGAAUUGCUAUUCUUCUACUCAAGUGGUCGUUCCCAGAGCCAGAUGCGGAUAUUUCAGCGCUCAUUCCCGUGAUUGUUGCUUGUUUCACACCUGGACCAUUGAUGUUAGGAGCUGCCGUUCAUCUAACAAUAAAAAAGCUGAAGAAAAAGAAAGAAGAGGCUUCAAUAGGUCAGGAGAUGACAACGAAACUCGCUGCUAGCAAGAAAGAUGGAGAAGUCGAAUCGAACGUUGGCGCGAGCACAAUCGCCAUAGCGUACUUCGUAAAAAAUCGAAUCGACCAAUCACAACAAUUUCUCCAU